CUCUGAACACGAAGAGAUUUCACUUGAAGCUAGGACAGAUCAGCAGCAAUGAAGUUCACGCUGUGCACAGUUCUGUUGGCAGCUGUUGCUACGGCAACGGGUGGCGUUGUCGAGCAGACGGCAGCGAAAGGAGAGAAGAAGCAGGACAAGAGGGGGCUGUUCGGUCUGGGGUACGGAUAUGGUGAGCUGGAUCACAGUUUCGGCGGGCUCGGCCUGGCCCACGAAGGAUACGUCAAGGCAAUUACCAUCACUAAGGAAGUCCCUGUACCUGUGCCCCAGCCAUACCCUGUCACUGUCGAGAAACAUGUGCCUGUCCCUGUGAAGGUGCCGAUUGCGGUCCCUGUAGACAAGCCCUAUCCCGUGCACGUCCCUAAGCCUUAUCCUGUCCCUGUGGAGAAGCCAGUACCUUACACUGUUGAGAGACCGGUCCCAUACCCAGUGAAUGUCCCUGUUAAGGUUCCGUACCCAGUGUCUGUCCCUGUGCAUGUCCCUAAGCCCGUUGCUGUCCCAGUGCCUAAGCCUGUUGCAGUCCCGGUGCCGCAACCUGUUGUGGUCCAAAAUCACGUGCCUCUUCUCCUCAAGGGACAUGAUAUCCUUGACGGUUUGGAUUUGGACGGGGGCUACGCGUUGGCUGGUUUUGACGAACACAUCGGCUUCCAUCACGGCUAAGUGACACUGCAAGAUGGCUGUCGACAGCAAACGAUUCAGGAGGCCCGCGUUCCAACUGCAUGCUGCCACAGAACCUCUGAACCCGACUUGC
Cryptotermes secundus is the source of this 760-nucleotide messenger RNA. Its product is annotated as tetra-peptide repeat homeobox protein 1-like. Lineage: Eukaryota; Metazoa; Arthropoda; Insecta; Blattodea; Kalotermitidae. The record is from RefSeq and is a predicted model, not a curated record. The transcript is spliced from 3 exons. The coding region runs from base 49 to 669 and encodes 206 amino acids.